Messenger RNA from Acanthisitta chloris (rifleman), 1653 nucleotides. Its product is annotated as fibroblast growth factor receptor 2. The record is from RefSeq and is a predicted model, not a curated record. The transcript is spliced from 11 exons. The annotation marks the transcript as partial. Gene Ontology annotation, biological process: multicellular organism development; positive regulation of kinase activity; cell surface receptor protein tyrosine kinase signaling pathway. Gene Ontology annotation, molecular function: fibroblast growth factor binding; fibroblast growth factor receptor activity; ATP binding. Gene Ontology annotation, cellular component: signaling receptor complex. NCBI's taxonomy places the organism in Eukaryota, Metazoa, Chordata, Aves, Passeriformes, Acanthisittidae.
CAUUCGGGGAUAAAUAGUUCCAAUGCUGAAGUGCUGACACUGUACAAUGUGACAGAGGCGGACGCUGGAGAAUAUAUUUGUAAGGUCUCCAAUUAUAUAGGGGAGGCCAACCAGUCUGCCUGGCUCUCUGUUCUGCCAAGUGUACAAGCUCCUGAGAAAGAAAAAGAAUAUCCAACAUCUCCAGACUACCUGGAAAUAGUCAUUUACUGCAUAGGGGUCUUCUUAAUUGCCUGCAUGGUGCUGACGGUCGUCCUGUGCCGCAUGAAGAACACCACCAAGAAACCAGAUUUCAGCAGCCAACCUGCUGUCCACAAGCUGACCAAGCGAAUCCCUCUGCGCAGACAGGUGUCAGCUGACUCGAGCUCCUCCAUGAACUCCAACACACCUCUGGUGAGGAUAACGACUCGUCUCUCCUCUACUGCCGAUGCUCCCAUGCUUGCAGGAGUCUCGGAAUAUGAAUUGCCAGAAGACCCAAAGUGGGAGUUUCCAAGAGAUAAGCUGACACUGGGUAAACCCCUGGGAGAAGGUUGCUUUGGGCAAGUUGUCAUGGCUGAAGCAGUGGGGAUUGACAAAGACAGGCCAAAAGAAGCAGUGACCGUGGCAGUGAAGAUGUUGAAAGAUGAUGCUACAGAAAAAGAUCUGUCUGACCUGGUGUCAGAGAUGGAGAUGAUGAAGAUGAUUGGGAAGCAUAAAAAUAUCAUCAAUCUCCUUGGAGCCUGUACUCAGGAUGGUCCGUUGUACGUGAUAGUGGAAUAUGCUUCCAAAGGGAACCUGCGCGAGUACCUGCGAGCGCGUCGCCCCCCGGGCAUGGAGUACUCCUUCGAUAUCAACAGGGUGCCAGAGGAGCAGAUGACCUUCAAGGACCUCGUGUCAUGCACAUACCAGUUGGCAAGAGGCAUGGAGUACCUGGCUUCACAAAAAUGUAUCCAUCGAGACUUGGCAGCAAGAAAUGUUUUGGUAACUGAAAAUAAUGUCAUGAAAAUAGCAGACUUUGGUUUAGCCAGAGACAUCAACAAUAUAGAUUAUUAUAAAAAGACUACUAAUGGACGACUUCCAGUAAAGUGGAUGGCUCCAGAAGCUCUGUUUGACAGAGUUUACACUCACCAAAGUGAUGUUUGGUCAUUUGGUGUGUUAAUGUGGGAGAUCUUCACGUUAGGAGGAUCUCCCUACCCAGGAAUCCCAGUGGAGGAACUUUUUAAGCUGCUUAAAGAAGGGCACCGAAUGGAUAAACCUGCCAACUGCACCAAUGAACUCUAUAUGAUGAUGAGAGAUUGCUGGCAUGCUGUGCCUUCUCAGAGACCGACUUUUAAACAGUUGGUAGAAGACUUGGAUCGGAUUCUCAGUCUCACAACUAAUGAGGAGUAUCUGGACCUCAGUGGACCUCUGGAACAGUAUUCACCUAGUUACCCUGACACGAGGAGUUCGUGUUCUUCAGGGGAUGACUCUGUUUUUUCUCCCGAUCCAAUGCCUUAUGAACCUUGUCUUCCCAAGUACCAACACAUGAAUGGGAGUGUUAAAACAUGAGAAGAAAUCAUACAGAGGAAUAAAGAAACAAAAACAUCAAGCUACCUACCGUAUACAAAGCAAACUCUUUUCUCCAGGACCUUAAUGUUUCUGCUUGUACAUAUGAAAUAUGGAUAAAAAAGGAAAAAA